AUGGGUGCUGGGUGUACGAGGGGGCAAUGCGUGCGGAUUUUGACGGUAAUCGGCUCCACGCUUCUCCAGUUCUCCUUUGGAUACACCAACACGCUAGGUAACCUCAGCACGUACCUCAUUCGACACCUGAAGCUGACAGCCAGUGCUAGUGUGUGGUUCCUUGGCGCGGCCAUAGUUGCAAAAUCCGUUUUCACACCAAUUGGAGAAGCCCUCUCUGAAAGAGUUCCCUACCUGUACCUCCUCUUAGCAACUGUUGUUUUGUACAGUAAGCGCCGUACUUUUGCGAUUAUUUGCAGUGGUGGAGUUUUUCUCAAUGUCUUGACAAUCAACUGCGGAAUGGUCUAUUUCUUAGUCACAAAUUCUGUGCUCGUUGAAAUCGCAAUUGGCAUUUCGUUGACUGCCAGCCUGAAUCAUGCCGUCGAGCAAUAUCCCGAACGAACAGAGACCAUCUACCGGAUUGUCGGGUCGGGUUUCGGGUUCGGGACAAUCUUUUUCGUGCCACUUCAGGUAAUAGCCAAUGAAAUCGAGGAUGUUUCUCAUCACCUCGAAUCCAAUGAAGCCUUCUCCAACGUCUUCAUAAUAACAGGCUCCUCAAUUACCGCACUACAGAUAAUUGCAUUUGCGUUCACGUGUUUCUCGAUUUGCCUCUCAGGGGUGUUUGGAAAAAGCGUGGGUUUCGAAGACGAAUUCCUCGUUCUCGUGGCAACACUGAACGGAAUUUUUAAUUGUGUCGGCUACAUAAUUGGUCGGGUAGUUUGCUCAAGAGCGUCUUUCAAGAUUACUCUUGUGGCUUUCCUGCUCGUCAUGGCAACGUUUCUUGGUUUGUUUCCAUUAACUGAGAAAAUUAAAGUCCUCUCCAUUAUCUUCUACGCCCUGUGCGUUUUUGGACUUCACUUCACGAUGGCAGCCGUCUCUGUGGUAAUUGGUUUAGCCAGCAAUAAAAUAAUUUCGCCAAUGACAAGCUUCGGCAACAACCUGACACUUUCUUUCACCUCCGUGCCAUCGGCAAUCAUCUUCUCAGUUGUAGCAGCAAGUCAGAAGAUCGAGAAAGCGCUUGGAGUUAUGUACUGGUGUGUGGCAGGCGUCUGCUUAGUUGGUACGUCUAAAUGUCGAUUAUUAUCAGCGCACAGGGCAUCGUAA
Molecule: messenger RNA, 1140 nt
Organism: Mesocestoides corti
Lineage: Eukaryota; Metazoa; Platyhelminthes; Cestoda; Cyclophyllidea; Mesocestoididae
Source: the annotation of a GenBank genome assembly